Molecule: messenger RNA, 2727 nt
Organism: Scophthalmus maximus (turbot)
Lineage: Eukaryota; Metazoa; Chordata; Actinopteri; Pleuronectiformes; Scophthalmidae
Product: transcription factor 24-like
Exons: 4
Coding region: 1197-1823 (208 amino acids)
Biological process (GO): developmental process; regulation of transcription by RNA polymerase II
Molecular function (GO): DNA-binding transcription factor activity, RNA polymerase II-specific; protein dimerization activity; RNA polymerase II transcription regulatory region sequence-specific DNA binding
Source: RefSeq, a predicted model, not a curated record
AAGCCCGACUUAAACCAUCAAAAUAACCUGGACCCAUGGGUAAAGACCGAAUGAACCUGUCUGGGUGAAAGUUACGACAUGAUGUCUGGAACUGCGGCUGCUGGGAUAGAAAGUUCUGUACAGAGCUGGUUAUUUUGCAAACCCUGGGUUCUGGGUUCCCUGGAGUAGUAAUGUUAAUAAUACAUUCAUUUUAUAUAGCGUCUUUCAAAGGGACCCAAGGAUGCUUUACAUUUCACACAAACACACACUCACACUCACACUCACACACACAAAAGUCACAAGGGGGGGUGGGGUUUGGAAUCUCUGAGGACACGGAGUUACACUGCAUGUGCCCAGAGUGCCAGCAGUGGGAAGCUGGUCACCAUCAUUGCCCAUGAUGCCGUUGUACAGUAAGGUCACAGAUUAAAUCCAACUUUGCAAACACGCGCCAAAUAUUUUCGUCCAAACCCUAAAUGCGCGUCCGCCUCCCUUUAGUUAAUGGUCAAUGUCGCAAUGUCCUGAGCCCCAGACCCCCCCACCCCUGUCCAGCUGUUAGCAGAGCUUUGAGUUUCCCAAGCCCCCUAGUGCCCUGGUUGAGUACACCCUCCCACCCAGUGUUGCACUCCCCCAGGCCCGGCUGCCUGCCUGCCUGCUCCUCUUGGCAGUCAAACAGCGGAGGGAGGAUUGGGACGACCGGGCGGCUGAGAUAAGGAGCAUAUGAAGUUCCCCACAUUACCUCACCCGAUAAGGAAACAAGCAGCGAGAGAGAUGAGGAGAGCGAGGCAAUAGAGAGGGAGAGGGUCAGCCUGGGAGGAAUUCUCCGGAUUGGACUGUGAUGAGCAGAGGAUCAGCAAGUGACUAUGGCGUUUUCACCAGUCGGAGCCGGGGUGCUCAGAGCUCUGGUGACCUUUGAAGAGGAGCUUGAAUAGGCCGGUCCUCGGUAGCUGCAUUAAAAAAAAAAGAUCACAGAAUUGAAUGUUGUGCUUUUCGUGAGAGUAGAUGAGUAACCUCAGCUGUUCUCAGAUUUAAUAGAUGUUUUCAGACGGGAUGGACAGAUGACCUCAACCUGUUUGUUCUGUAGUGUAUUCACCAAACGACUUAACCGAUGACAGUUUGGCAACAAUCUUAAACGCGGGAGAGCACCCGUUAAAGGGUAGACGGAACGAAGGCAAACAAAGUCUCGAGGAGAGUCUGCUGCAGCACGGAGGCAAGCGGCCAUGGCCGUCAAUCCUCUGGAAGGUCUCAAGACGGUCGCGGUGAACCACCAGCUCGUCUCCAGCUCCAUGGCGGAGCUGCGGAGCCAGCAGCCUUGUGCGGCCGGCAGCCCAGUAUCUCUGCACAGACAUAGGCAGAGCACGCACAUCAGCCGGGAGCCCAGGAAAUGGGUACAGUCUACGUGUGGGUCCAGGCCAAACUCUGGCUCGGGCUGUGGCUCUGCGGUCCAGUCCAGGAUGCUGAAGAGUCAACACUCCCCAGAAAACGCAGCACGGGAGAGGAGCCGCGUACGCAACCUGCGACAGGCCUUCCACAGUCUGCAGGCUGCCCUGCCCUCAGUCCCACCUGACACAAAGUUGUCAAAGCUGGAUGUUCUGGUUCUGGCUACCAACUACAUAGCCUACCUAACAGAGACCCUGGACCAGGGCGGGAUUGCUGCUGAGCACACCCUGCCCCCCAGGUCAGGUGGAUACCUGCACCCUGUCAAGAAGUGGCCCAUGCGCUCCCUGCUGUACUGUGGCAGCAUGGGAGACCUGCUGUCAGGGGUGUCAGCCAAUCACACGCCCCCACCUGGUCGGGAUGGGACACGCCCCAUGACCCCCGCCGCCGCCGAAGCAGACAGAGAGUGAUAAUAGAACAUGUGGCAUUGCUUUCAACCCGUUUCCUUAUCUUCUAUCUUAACUUGCCGUGUGGCGGCUAUCGCUGGCAACGGACACGUCAAUCAAGGUGUUUGGUCACUGAAUACAUUCUGUCAGUUUUUGGUUUAUCAUUAUAUGAAGGACAGGACUUAACUUAACCAGCAGCUACAAGGACGAUGGCCUUUUGUGUUUUUUUGUGUUUUAAUCUUUGGCUGUUGGAGAAGUCAAUAAAUUAUGAGAGAGGAUUUGCCUUGUAGUAAUUUAAUUUAAUAAUCCAACUCAAAAACUGGUUACAUGUCCUGGUUCUUAGAGAAAAAUCAUGGCUUGUUUUUGUGUAUCAUGUUUGUGAAAAAAAGUCAUUUUCCCUGCCAUCUGGGGACCAAAUGAAAAAGGGUAGACACACACACACACACACACACACACACACCUUCGGUGAAUACAUCCCAUCAUUAUCAGCGCAUUGGACAGCAAGUUGUCUGGAACGGGUUUGAUGAAAGGAAAUGAAGAGGCUGCUUCACUUGACUAAUUGUGCCACAAAUCAGCACAUGGAGGGAACAGAGUGUAACCUGUUAUCUGGGUUUAAAGGUUGUACAGUGUGUUUUUCAUUUUACUUUGACUGCAUGGGUGAAAAAAAUCUAUGUUAUCCUUUGUUAUUUUAGCGUGUAGUGAGUGUGUGUGUGUGUGUGCGUGUGUGUGUGUGUGUGUGCGCGUGCGUGCGCUUGGGGGGUGGGUAGAGGAUGGACUGAGCGAUUAGCAGCGAGGGAGGGAUUGUUGUGGGAACGCAGCAGCUGUGAACCACUUUAUAUCUCUGCAGCAACGAGCACGUAGGUCUCUAUACAAGUCCAACAACAGAAUGUAACCUUCUACCUUGAGUAAAACACCGUCUACAAUAUCA